AUGAAGGCCUGGUACGCAAAAGAAGCUGCUGUUAGGAAUAGCAGAGGCACUGAUGAAGAAAGUUACAAGCUAUUAGCUACAUAUAUGUAUUUGUUGGAGCGAGGGAAUCCUGGGACUGUCUACAAAUUGGAGCAUACAUAUGCACAAGAUGGGAGCAAGAAGUUCAAAUACUUGUUUUUUGCACUCGGUGCAAGCAUUGCAGGAAUAAAGCAUUGCAGGAAGGUUAUACUUGUUGAUGGUACAACUAUCAAAUCGAAGUUCAAAGGGGUCCUCAUAGCGGCGAGCAUGCAGGAUGCAAACUUUCAAGUUUACCCCAUAGCAUUUGGGGUUGUCGACUCUGAGAAUGAACUAGCAUGGACUUGGUAUUUUAGGAAGCUUAGUUUGCUUGUACCAGAUGCUGCUGACUUGGUAAUUGUUUUUGAUCGACACAGGGCUAUCUAUUCUGGAAUUGCUCAGGCAAAGGCCUAUCAGCAUUUCAAGGACUCGUUUGAUGAAAUCGUUGCCAGAAGCACCCGGUGCAUUGAGUAUCUCAAUGGAAUUCCACUUCCACAUUGGACUCAAGCUUUUUGUACAGCGAAGCGGUAUAAUAUCAUGAGCAGUAACGUAGCUGAAGCUUUGAAUAGUGCAAUUGCGAAGAUUGUGGAGCUACCAAUCGUGACGAUGGUUGAGUCAAUCAUGACGAAGCUGAUGCAGUGGUUCUGCAUUAGACGAGCGAAGGCGAAGAAAAUGCUUACCCUUCCUAAGCCAAUAUGUCCAAAUGUGAAUAAAUUGAUGCUUCGCAAGCUUGUCGAAUCUGCUGGUUUGGCAAAGCUGCUGAUUCCGUGUUCUCAUGCCCUGGCUGCCGCAAGGGUAAAUGGUGUGUACGUUCCUUCCCUAGUAGGGAAAAUGUACCAUGUAACUGUUUUUGGUGACACUUAUGCGGAGCUAAUAUAUCAUGUCCCUAAUCAAGGCGACGAAGAUGUCCCUGUAAUUGUGUUGGAGAAUGAAUUCAACCCUCCUACGAACCCACCAGGUCCAGGACGCAGAAGGAAAAGAAGAAUUUCGUCAACCGGAGAACAUGUGGGGAAUAAAAGGAAGAGAACUGCAGCACAUAAGUGUUCUACAUGUGGUCAACCAGACCAUAAUAGAGCGACAUGCAAAAACGUGAUUGGAUAA
Messenger RNA from Camelina sativa (false flax), 1155 nucleotides. The record is from RefSeq and is a predicted model, not a curated record. NCBI's taxonomy places the organism in Eukaryota, Viridiplantae, Streptophyta, Magnoliopsida, Brassicales, Brassicaceae.